Messenger RNA from Lepus europaeus (European hare), 1050 nucleotides. RefSeq names its product galanin receptor 1 (gene GALR1). Gene Ontology annotation, cellular component: membrane. The coding region runs from base 1 to 1050 and encodes 349 amino acids. Gene Ontology annotation, biological process: G protein-coupled receptor signaling pathway; positive regulation of cytosolic calcium ion concentration; negative regulation of adenylate cyclase activity. Gene Ontology annotation, molecular function: galanin receptor activity. NCBI's taxonomy places the organism in Eukaryota, Metazoa, Chordata, Mammalia, Lagomorpha, Leporidae. The transcript is spliced from 3 exons. The record is from RefSeq and is a predicted model, not a curated record.
AUGGAGCUGGCAGUCGGGAACCUCAGCGAGGGUAACGCGAGCUGGCCCGAGCCGCCCGCCGCGGAGCCCCGGCCGCUGCUGGGCGUCGGCGUGGAGAACUUGGUCACGCUGGUGGUGUUCGGCCUCAUCUUCGCGCUGGGCGUGCUGGGCAACAGCCUGGUGAUCACGGUGCUGGCGCGCAGCGCGCCGGGCAAGCCGCGCAGCACCACCAACCUGUUCAUCCUCAACCUGAGCAUCGCCGACCUGGCCUACCUGCUCUUCUGCAUCCCCUUCCAGGCCACGGUGUACGCGCUGCCCACCUGGGUGCUGGGCGCCUUCAUCUGCAAGUUCGUGCACUACUUCUUCACCGUCUCCAUGCUGGUCAGCAUCUUCACGCUGGCCGCGAUGUCGGUGGACCGCUACGUGGCCAUCGUGCACUCCCGGCGCUCGUCUUCCCUGAGGGUGUCCCGCAACGCGCUGCUGGGCGUGGGCCUCAUCUGGGCGCUGUCCAUCGCCAUGGCCUCGCCCGUGGCGUACCACCAGCGCCUCUUCCACCGCGGCGCCGCCAACCUGACCUUCUGCUGGGAGCAGUGGCCCGACCCGCGCCACAAGAAGGCGUACGUGGUGUGCACCUUCGUCUUCGGCUACCUGCUGCCCCUGCUGCUCAUCUGCUUCUGCUACGCCAAGGUCCUCAAUCAUCUGCAUAAAAAGUUGAAGAACAUGUCCAAGAAGUCAGAAGCGUCUAAGAAAAAGACGGCGCAGACGGUCCUGGUAGUGGUGGUGGUGUUUGGCAUUUCCUGGCUGCCACACCACGUCAUCCAUCUCUGGGCCGAGUUUGGCGUUUUCCCGCUGACCCCGGCCUCCUUCCUGUUCCGGGUCACUGCCCACUGCCUGGCCUACAGCAACUCCUCCGUGAACCCCAUCAUCUACGCCUUUCUCUCUGAGAACUUCCGGAAAGCCUACAAGCAGGUGUUCAAGUGCCACGUCCGCCACGCGUCCCCGCUCAGUGACAACAGGGAAAACAAGAGUCGGGUGGACACCCCCCCGUCCACCAACUGCACCCACGUGUGA